Xiphias gladius (swordfish) is the source of this 3686-nucleotide messenger RNA. It is a transcript of the gene abcb6a, whose product is annotated as ATP-binding cassette, sub-family B (MDR/TAP), member 6a. The transcript is spliced from 19 exons. The annotation marks the transcript as partial. The record is from RefSeq and is a predicted model, not a curated record. Gene Ontology annotation, biological process: transmembrane transport; heme transport. Gene Ontology annotation, cellular component: membrane. Gene Ontology annotation, molecular function: ABC-type heme transporter activity; ATP hydrolysis activity; heme binding. NCBI's taxonomy places the organism in Eukaryota, Metazoa, Chordata, Actinopteri, Istiophoriformes, Xiphiidae.
CUAGUCCAGUUUCUGAGUGGGAUAGUGUGGCAAGCUGCCCACGGGGGAGAGCUCCCGGGCUACGUGGUGCUGUAUGGCUGCUUCUCUGCGCUGGGCUGGGUAUGGGCCAUAGCCCUCCUCAGGGUGGAGAGACGUAGGGUCCUGGUGAUGGACCGGACAAGGGGGCACAGCACGGUCCUGCUGCUAUUCUGGGCUGUGGCGUUCUCAGCUGAGAACUUGGCUUUCAUCUCCUGGUACAGUCCUCACUGGUGGUGGGGGCUGGAGAACAAUGAACAGCAGGUGCAGUUUUCCCUGUGGCUGAUGCGCUACAUUGGCACUGGGCUGCUCUUCUUCAUUGGCCUCAAAGCCCCGGGGUUGCCACGGAGACCAUACAUGUUGCUGAUAAACGAAGAUGAGCGGGAUGUAGAGAACAGUGGACAGAGCCUGUUGGGCAGAACAGAAGAGAACCAGUCUACCUGGCAGGGUUUCAGAAAGAAGGUCCGUCUGCUUGUUCCCUACAUGUGGCCACGAGGCAACAUCUUUCUCCAGCUGCUGGUCAUCUUCUGUUUAGGGCUGCUGGGAGUUGAGAGGGCUAUUAAUGUCUUCGUACCCAUUUACUACAAGAAUAUUGUGAAUGAACUGACUGAUGGCAGCAGCUGGCACACUGUGGCAACGACAGUGUGUAUUUAUGUCCUGCUCAAGUUGUUGCAGGGUGGAGGGGCAGGUGCCUCAGGGUUUGUCAGCAACAUGCGGUCUUUCCUGUGGAUCCGGGUGCAGCAGUUCACCAACCGCGUGGUUCAGGUGCGUCUGUUUGCCCACUUGCACUCCCUCUCCCUGCGCUGGCAUCUGGGCCGCAAGACCGGAGACGUGCUGAGAAGCAUCGACCGCGGCACCUCCUCCAUUAACAGCUUGCUCAGCUACAUAGUGUUCAGCAUCUUCCCGACCAUCGCUGAUAUUGUCAUAUCGAUCAUCUACUUCGUCACAUAUUUCAAUGCCUGGUUCGGCCUUAUCAUCUUCAUCUGCAUGGCCCUGUACCUCACUUUGACCAUCAUCAUCACUGAAUGGAGGACCAAGUUCAGACGAGACAUGAAUCAGCAGGACAACAAUGCCAAGUCCAAGGCUGUGGAUUCAUUGUUAAAUUUUGAGACGGUAAAAUACUACAAUGCAGAGAACUAUGAGGUUGCCCGUUUUGAGGAUACCAUCUUAAAAUAUCAGGUGUCAGAGUGGAAGACCCAGGCGUCCUUGGCCUUCCUCAACCAAACACAGAACGCCAUCAUCGGAUCAGGCCUGCUGGCCGGGUCCCUGCUCUGUGCCUACUUUGUGACUGAAAGAAAGUUUCAGGUUGGAGAUUUCGUUCUCUUUGGUACCUACAUCAUCCAGCUGUACACCCCUCUCAACUGGUUCGGAACCUAUUACAGAAUGAUCCAGAAUUCUUUCAUUGACAUGGAAAACAUGUUUAAACUUUUUGAAGAAGAUGAGGAGGUGAAAGAUGAAGUAAAUGCAGGGAAUCUUCUCUACAAACAGGGAAAAGUGGAGUUUGAGAAUGUUUACUUCAGCUACAUAAAUGGCAAGGAGAUUCUCAAGGACAUUUCCUUCACUGUGCUGCCAGGACAAACAGUGGCCCUGGUUGGACCAUCAGGGUCUGGGAAGAGCACCAUCAUUCGACUGCUCUUCCGUUUCUAUGACAUUCAGGGAGGCUGCAUUUGCAUCGAUGGCCAGGAUAUAUCAAAAGUGAAGCAGACAUCUCUGCGAGCUCAUAUCGGCGUGGUUCCCCAGGACACCGUGCUUUUCAACGACAACAUCCGGGAUAAUAUUCGCUAUGGUCGCAUCUGUGCCAGUGACCAGGAGGUGGAGGAGGCCGCUAUAGCUGCUGAUAUCCAUGAUAAAAUCAUGACCUUCCCUGAAGGUUAUGAUACGCAGGUGGGUGAAAGAGGUCUGAAGCUGAGUGGAGGAGAAAAGCAAAGGGUGGCCAUUGCCAGAACUAUUCUCAAAGCACCACAGAUCAUCCUGCUGGAUGAGGCCACAUCUGCGCUAGACACACAAACAGAACGCAACAUCCAGGCCUCACUGGCUAAAGUCUGUGCCAAUCGUACAACAGUUGUUGUAGCUCACAGGUUGUCCACCAUCAUUGGAGCAGAUCAGAUUCUUGUUAUAAGUGAGGGCCGGAUAGCCGAGCGAGGACGACAUGAGGAACUGCUACUCAAGGGAGGCAUGUAUGCAGACAUGUGGAUGAAGCAACAGCAGGCCCAGGACGCAGAUUCCUCAUCAGACACAGAAGCCAAAGAUCGCAAGUCUGAGAAACUACAGCCACCUUCAACUUCUUCAGGCCACCAUGGCCACUGAAUGCAUUUUCUGGUUAUGUUUUAAAAGAGAACUCCACAUUUUAGUCCUGUCUUUUAACUGUAAGAAGUUAAUAGAUGAUUUCAAUGUAAUGGAACACUCAACUAGAUGAAAAUGUUAUUUAUCUGUAGAAAAUCCUAAUUGAACGUGCAAUGGCAGGUCAUGGAAAAAAGGGAAGGUGCCUUAACAAAACUGAGGAGGUAUAAACACACUGAAAUGCUUAAAGGUACCAGAAGACAUUGGUUUUUAUACCCCAAGGUAUUAGUUGUGAUUAUGCCCAAAGUUUUUAAGUAGGAACAGAUGCAGAAAGGUCAAAUUAUCACCACAUCAUAAAAAAACAGAUGUAUAUUUAACAUUUUCAAACCAUAAUAACUGCAUUGCAGGGCUAAAGAAUGAAAAGUAAUGCAUGGUAUCUCAUCCCUUCAUCAGGUGGCACCCUGAGUGUUUGCCUGAUCCUGUUUUGAGGAUAUUAAGAUUUUUAGAAACACUCCGACCACCUUUUUAUUAUUAUUUGUCUUUUUUUAUAUAUAUAUAUUAUACAGACUCAAUUUAGUUUGUGCAGUCUGAUAGACUAUACAUCAAGAUAUGAAAGGGAGAGUUGCAAGAAAUAAGGGAAUAUAAACAUUAAUCAUAGCCUUAACAGUGCAUCUUGUUCAUCUGAGGGGCUAAUGAUUCUUUUUUCCAACUGUAUUAUAUCGUGUUAAUGACAUUUGACCGGCAUGCCAAGCUGUCAGGGAUUUUUUUGGCUUUGUUUUAUUUUUUUAAGUUUUUUUGGUAGUCAAUUUCUGAGUUCUUCUGUUAUUUAAAGUGAUUUUUUUUAGCCUUUAUAUAGUUUUGAUCACUAAGAUAAAGUGGGAUGUUGUUGAUCAUCUGGAUCACUGUCUCCUCUAAAUUGUCAAGAAUUAAGGAUACACAAGAAGUUAAUGUAAAAUGGGGCAGUCUUGUGACUGUUUUAAAAUUGUUUUAGGCUGACUGGCUGAUUUACAUAUAAAGCUGUGUACAAUCCAUGUCUGUGUCAUUGGCAGUUAAAGACAGUAGACCUUUCUCAUGGCAGGCAUUUUGACUCGGUGCAAGGAUGUAAUGGAGCCAAGUCAUUAGUUAGAUCUAUCCUUAUGCUGCAUUAAGAAGUCAAAAUAACCGUCAUGAAAAAGAUAUACCAUCAAACUCAAUGUCCAGUUCAGUAUAUAGACCUACCAUUAUUCUCACUUUAUGUAAUAUAUAAGUAUAUACAGUCAGAAUUAUUUCUCAAGAAGAAUUUGAUGUCUUACAUCUACCUCAAAAAAAGGUAUUGUUCGUGAUUAUUACAUUUUGUAAAUAUUCACUUUUGUCUUUUACCUAUGAACAAAUAAAAGGUUUUUUCCAUGGUU